Messenger RNA from Drosophila serrata, 6679 nucleotides. Its product is annotated as adenylate cyclase type 6. The record is from RefSeq and is a predicted model, not a curated record. Gene Ontology annotation, biological process: adenylate cyclase-activating G protein-coupled receptor signaling pathway; intracellular signal transduction; cAMP biosynthetic process. Lineage: Eukaryota; Metazoa; Arthropoda; Insecta; Diptera; Drosophilidae. Gene Ontology annotation, molecular function: adenylate cyclase activity. Gene Ontology annotation, cellular component: plasma membrane.
AUGAGUGGAGUGCCGGGAGCAGGCCCAGGUGGGUCAGGUGGCAUAAGCAGUGGUGCCACCCACAUCUUUCGUUCGCUGUCCUCGGAAAGCCAGAAGCGGGAGUGGUCCAAGCGGCUUUCCCUACGGGGAAUGCGCCAUGGCGGUGGAGGAGGAGGAGGUGGUGCUGUUGGAGGAGGAGCGACAGGCACAGCCUCAGGACUUGCCAAGGAGGAGAGCAAGCACAGAAAGUUCUUCAGCCGCUCGGCCUCACUGCGUCAGGCGGGUAGCACCGGGAGCCAGCAGGCCUCCAUGGAACUCCAUGUGCCUGGCCAGGGGCAGAGUGUUGGUGGCAGCUCCUCUGGAGCGGGGUCUCCCUCCCAGCCGCCACAAACGCAGACACAACCGUCGACGCCCAAGAAGUCCAACUGGGAGGUGAUCGAACAUUUCAAUACGAGUGCCAAGGGAGGCAAGGCCAUGGUUAGCAGCAGUUUGAUUGCGGCUGGCAUUACGCGCUGCAACAUCGACGAAUCCAUCGAUUCCACCAACUCCAGCUCCACCUGCCACAGUCCCAUGGUCUAUCAACGUGACGAGGCGCAGCUGCUGCAGCACGGCGAUCCCGGCAACCUGGAGGCCAACAAUCCGAAUCCGGGCGGUGGCGGAGGUGGUUCCGGUGGAGCAAACGGUCCAAUGAGUCCCAGCAUCUCGUUCUGGUUCCGUUUGAACCGCAUCAUCCUGCGCCUCUGCUCCACGCAUCAGUUCAAGAAUCUCCAGGUGGAAAUGCUGUAUCAGCGCUACUUUCUGCGUAUGAACCAGAGUAACACCACGCAUAUCCUGGCGCUGCUCCUGGCUCUGGUUUUGGCCCUAUCCUGCACGCACUUGGUCUUCACCACGCUGCAGCUGCGACGCAGUAGCUCGCUGCUCCUGGAAAUCGGCCAAAUCGGUUUGGAGGCAAAUGCGACGACCGGUGGCAACUUGACGACAACCACAAUAAAGCCUCCGGCAUCAGCCGCUCCACAAAUUGCCUCUGGCAGCAACAGCAGCAGCAUCAGUCCCUUCAUUUCGAAUUUUGAUACCGGGCUUGCGAGUUGGCCGAAAGGCACUGAUUUGAAAUCCGUCGUUAACCGCGAACUGGCCGACAUUGACGAGGAGGAUAAUGGUCCUGGAUGGCGGCAGUGGCGGCGUCAGAAACGCAAACAUUAUCGACGGCUCCAUAAGCAUCGGUACAAGCACAAGGAACACCAAAAGCAUCGCACCAGAUAUAGAAUACGGGAGAGGAGGAGUCUGGACGAGAUCGAGCUGGUCAGUGGAGGAGGAACCCGGCUGAAUGUUGACACUGCCCCCGAUAAUGUUUACAUAGCUCAGGCUAUAGAGCGUGAUGGCCAGGAUGAUGAUGAUGAUGAUGAUGGGCGGAGUGCUGGCAGUAAACGCAUUACGUAUACGCCGCGUGUCCGCGACAACAAUCAAAUUUCGCUUGCGGAACGUGAUGAAGUGUUAAACACAUCGUCAUCAAACGCAGGACCGUCAGUCAAUAAUUUGGACACUCCGCUGGGCUAUGGCCACGCCCUGGCCCUACUCCUGAUGCAGGUGGAUGAGUCAGUUUUGGUCUUUCUCAUUGUCAUGCUAAUCUGCGGGAUUGUCUACUCCUUCCUGCUAUGUAUCCUCUCCAAGCCGGCCAUGAACGAGAUCUUCCUUGUGCUCGUCUCCUAUGUCAUCCUGGGCACCUUUCUGGCCAUCGAAGUUGCCGUAAGCUAUGCCAUGGAGCCAAGCAAAUCCUUCAAUGGCAGCGCCUGCUGCAUAGUCCUCAUCUACAUGACGUACACGAUGCUGCCCCUACGCCUCCGGGAGGCUCUGAUCGGUGGCAUCCUUCUGAGCAUUGUCCAUCUGUAUACCUGCCUGAGGUUCACCAGGGAAGAUGAGCCAACGGAGGCAAUCAAGUGGGAGGAGCUGCUCUGCACUCUGGUUGCUCUCCUCUUGGCCAAUCUUACCGGCGUUUACACCCACUGGCCCAAGGAGAAGGCCCAACGCAAGGCAUUCAUUGAGACGAGGCAGUGCAUUGAGGCCAGGCUGCGGACACAACGCGAGAAUCAGCAACAGGAACGCUUGCUGCUGUCGGUCCUGCCGCGUCAUGUGGCCAUGGAGAUGAAGGACGAUAUUGCGGGCCAGCCACGUGACACACAGUUCCAUAAGAUAUACAUUCAGCGGCACGAGAAUGUCAGCAUUCUCUUUGCGGACAUCUGUGGCUUCACCAGCCUCUCGGAUCAGUGCACCGCCGAGGAACUGGUGCGUCUGCUGAACGAGCUCUUUGCCCGCUUUGAUCGAUUGGCUGCAGAGCAUCAUUGUCUGCGCAUUAAGCUGCUGGGCGAUUGUUAUUACUGCGUCUCCGGACUCCCGGAACCCCGUCCGGAUCAUGCCCAUUGUGCCGUAGAAAUGGGACUCGAUAUGAUUGACGCCAUUGCGCUGGUCCGCGAGGUGAUGGCGGUGAAUGUGAACAUGCGAGUGGGCAUCCACACGGGACGGGUGCACUGCGGUGUCCUGGGCCUUGUCAAGUGGCAAUUCGAUGUUUGGUCCAAUGAUGUCACACUGGCGAAUCACAUGGAGAGCGGCGGGAUACCCGGACGCGUUCACAUAACCAAGGAGACCUUAAAGUGUCUGGAUGGCGACUAUGAAGUGGAGCAGGGCAAGGGCAACGAACGUAACUCGUAUCUCAAGGAUCACCAGAUAGAAACCUAUCUCAUAGUGCCGGGGGAUAUCUACAGGCCGCACAAAAAGUCUCGGAAUCGCCUGCAGGUGAAUGGAAAUAUAUCCAAAGAGCUGCGCAUGAUGGGCCAUGGAACAGCCCAGAAGCAUACAUCAAAAUUUGGUUUUGGGGACAGCUCGGAGAGUGCCAAAGACCCAGAGGACGAGGUGAAUGAGUAUCUAAUGCGUGCCAUAGAUGCUCGCAGCAUAGAUCACUUAAGAGCUGAACAUUGUCAGUCUUUAUUGCUUUGCUUUAAGGAUAAUGUGCUUGAAAGAAAGUAUGCCAGUGAGCCGGAUCGCAUGUUAUGUGUUUACUUCUACUGCAGUCUGUUGGUGCUGCUCGGAACGAGUGCAAUGCGACUGGUGGUGUUCCAGAGCUCCCUGUUGACACUGGCCUUGUCCACCGGCGCUGUGUUGCUGCUCGGGCUUCUGGUAUUUCUGGUGGCAUGUCAUAAAAUCAACUUUCAGCUGCCAUCGGACAUCAAACGCUUCUCAUUGCGCAUUCAUAGCAAUCGCAGGAUAUCACAGUUUUUCGCCUUCGCCAGCGUCGCUUUGAUUGUUCUCACCACCCUCCUGGCCAUGUUCCAGGAAUCGUCCCGGCAGCUGGAGUUACUUCAGCGGAAGCUCUUCUGGCUGGAUGUCAAUGGGAAUAUAAAUGUCACGGCAUAUAACCAUCAGGAGAUGUAUUCUCCAGAGGAUUCAGAAUCCGAGUGCGACUUUUACUUGGCCUACAAUACAUUCCUGCUGCUCACCCUACUCUCGAUGAUGAGCUGUGCCACCUACCAAGUGCUACGCAUCCUGCUGAAGCUGCUGUUGCUCCUGCUGGCCUCCGGCAGUUACAUGGCCUGCUCCACCUACUUGUACACGCACAGCAAGGAAAUAAGCCAGGAGUUGGCCAACGAGGAGGCAAUGCUGCGCUACAUAAUUGAUUCCAUCUUCCUGUUCGCAUUUAUGCUGGCACUGAUUUUUCACAGCCAUCAAACUGAGGCCACUUAUCGCCUGGACUUUAUUUGGAAGUUGCAGGCCACGGAGGAAAAGGAGGACAUGGAGCAUCUACAGGCUUAUAACCGCAAACUGCUCGAAAACAUUCUGCCCGUUCACGUGGCCGAGCAUUUUCUGAGCCGCGAAAAGCACCUUGACGACUUGUACCACGAGCAGUGCGAUUCGGUGUGCAUUCUAUUCGCCAGCAUUCCCAACUUCUCCGAGUUCUAUGUGGAACUUGAGGGCAACAACGAGGGCGUUGAGUGCCUUCGUCUGCUGAAUGAGAUUAUCGCCGACUUCGACGAACUGCUCAGCGAGGAGCGCUUCCGCUGCAUUGAGAAAAUCAAGAGCACGGGCGCCACUUAUAUGGCGGCAUCCGGCCUAACGGCGAACACCUGCGACCGGGUGAACUUUAGCCAUGUGACCGCCAUGGCGGACUAUGCCCUCCAGCUGUUCGACAAGAUCGAGGAGGUCAACAUGCACUCCUUUAACAACUUUCGGAUGCGAAUAGGCAUCAAUAUAGGUCCUGUGGUGGCCGGCGUCAUUGGAGCCUGUAAGCCUCAAUAUGACAUCUGGGGCAAUGCCGUUAAUGUGGCUUCGCGAAUGGACUCCACGGGUCUAGUGGAUCACAUCCAGGUGACACAGGAGACGCAGCAGAUCCUGGAGGGACGUGGCUUUGAGCUCACCUGCCGCGGCAGUGUGGAUGUGAAGGGUAAGGGCUCUAUGAUCACCUAUUUCCUCAAGGGCAAGAAACCCAUUGAAGUCAAGGAGGAGUUGGCCAAGGCCGAGAUUGAGCCACCAAAGACUCUGACGUUAAGCAAGGAGCCGGAGAAGACAAUCAGCGAUGCUGAGAAGCAACAGGAUUCGGUUAAAGAAGAUCCUACGGAGCAGGAGGAUGACCUACUGCCCUCGCCGGACAUCGAUCUCAAUUCCAAUAUGCAAAAUCUGACGGCACAGAGAAGGAAAUCCCUCUGCCGGCAGCACAACAUCUCCUCCUCAUUUGGAACUACAGUAAGCAGCUCCACUGGCAUCACUCCCAGCAUAUCCAACAGCUCCAGUGUGGUCACCAUUGGAGCCCUGCCCGCCAUCCUUCGAGGUGGUAAUCCUGCCUCGAAUCCCACGGCCACUGACAAUUGCUCGGAGUGCGGGGGAGCCAGUAAAUCUCUGGCCACGCCCACUGCACCGCCAAGGACACUGGUGGCGGAACUCAAAGAUGAGAUAGCCAGGGAUGAGAAGAUGGGUCUGAAGGACUCCAUUGAGAACCUAGAGAUUCUGCUAAAGAACAACAUCAGUCUGUCGGAUUUGAGUAACAAGCAGCAGCAGAAUCUUCGUGGAGAAAGUGCGUCCACUACAACGACCCUGCGAAAGAGGGACACCAUUGUCAGCUUCAAUGUGACGGAAACGGUGACCACCACUGCAACUCCGUUCUCCUCCUCAUCCGGCUCCUCGACCUGCUCUUCGCAACAAAAGAAGCGCAGAUCGGUGACCACCAUUGCGGCCAGUUGCACCACAUCCACCACGAUGCGUCUCCUGUCCAACGAGAGUCAGAGUUCCACACAAACGGCACCGGGAACUCUAGAGAGUUCUGUGCCCGGACAAUCCUCCACGGAGACCUCCUCCCAGGACUGGCAACCACGAACGGCCACGCUGGAACCCAACCGGAGUCCCAUCAAGACCUCGCAGUCGAUGAGUCCCAUUGGUCAGCUGACCACCGAGGUGUUUGUGCUGCCCAACAGCCGGAGCAUGGUGCUCAUCAGCAGCAGCAGCAGCACAAACGGAGGCGGUGGAUCAACACUGGGCCUGGGCACAGGAGGUGGAGCCAGUAGCCCGAGGACUGGACUCCUUCAGGAUGUCAGCACGUAAAGGAUGCGCAGGCAACCGUGUAAAUAUGUACAAAUCCGACGGGCUUAGAGGUAGGAGUAAAGGUAGUGUUAGUUGUGGUUAUUGGAUAAGUUUAGGUUGUAUGUUAGCUUGUAGAUUGAUUGGGCUUGCCAGUAUUCGGUACAGAUGAACUUCUAUAAGUUGGAACUGAAACAUCUUAACUUAAAUAACUAAAUAACUUUCUUUUAAAUACUUAAUUCACAAAUUUAUAUACAGAGCUGAUUUUCCAACUUAUAGGAGUUCAUUUUGUAGCCGUUUCUCUUCCCUUCCCCCCAUUAUAUGAUCUCGCAUUUAUUGUAGCUUUACGUGUUGUUCCUCAGUUAGCGUUUCAGGGCACCAAAUAAACAUAAACGUUUCCAUAUCACUCAGAAAAGUAAAGUACGAAAGCAAAGUCUUGCACUUCAACGGGGUACCAAAGAGCAUUGAGCAUUAGGUUGUAAGUGAGAGAAGGAUGGAGGUCCUUUUUUUGGCAAGGAGUGUAGGUGUGUAAGGUUCCUAUGUGCGUAAGUAGGUAACUUGGCAGACAUUGCAUUAGUUUGUAAAAUAUAAAGCGGAAUAAGUGUGUGCAAAGAAAUCGAAUUUAAAAUUGUUUAUGGUAACAGAAAAAUUAAAGUAUUAAAUGUUUGAGGGGGAAUGCAACCCACUAACUCCUUAAAAACUAAUUUCAUUUAAAUAUAUCAAGUAUUAUAACCUUCUCGAAACUCUAAACUAUAUUUAUUGCAUUCCCCUUAAAACACUUCUAAGCCCUCUUGGACAGCUUUCAUCAGAAACUAAAUAUACUUUUCCCUUACCAUAUCAACAAAUAGUAUUUUUCCUAGCUGUCCCUAACUAUUGUUUUCAUUACCCAAAUCAGAAAUCUGUCAAUUGAAGUCUGUUGAUUACGAAGAGCAACAUGAAACCUAUAUUCAACUGUUGCACAAUGAUAUUUUCUAAGGCCUAAGGUAAUAUUAAAUGAGUAUAAAAUACGAAAUAACGUUAAAUGUUAAAGCAGCAUCGUUUAUGUGUAAUGUUAAAUGUGUUUCAAUGUCUGUAUGUCUCAAUGUUGCUGAAAGCAUCAUCACUAUAUAUAUUAAAAUAAUUAUAAUACUUAAAUUGAUGCAGU